Penicillium vulpinum is the source of this 1824-nucleotide messenger RNA. Its product is annotated as acyclic terpene utilization AtuA family protein. The transcript is spliced from 4 exons. The coding region runs from base 1 to 1824 and encodes 607 amino acids. NCBI's taxonomy places the organism in Eukaryota, Fungi, Ascomycota, Eurotiomycetes, Eurotiales, Aspergillaceae. The record is from RefSeq and is a predicted model, not a curated record.
AUGCCAACCCAACAGACCAAACGGCCGCUUCGCAUCCUAGGAUCUUCUGGAUCGGCCCAGGAUCGCAGAAGGCUGCUUGCGGCAGCUGUGAAAAACCAUAAGAAUGACCCAUUUGAUAUUCUCGUUGGAGACUGGAUGUCUGAAGCCAACAUGACCUUCAACGCUACAAAACAUCACAAAGGACAAGGGAUCGCCUACGAAAAGACAUUUAUUUCUGCCCUCGAAGACGUACUACCUGAGAUAGCUGAGUAUGGCAUCAAGAUUGCAGCGAACGCCGGGUCGUCGGAUACCAAGGGGCUUCAUGACGCCCUCCUUGCCCUUGUGAAGGAAAAGAAUGUACCUCUGAAGAUUGCUUGGGUCGAAGGCGAUCAGGUUUUACCGGCUGUACUAAAAGCGGAAGCGGAGAAGACCUUUGAUUUCCGCCAUCUCUGCACAAACCAGCCUUUGAGCGAAUGGAAACAUGAACCAAUAUCCGCUCAGGCAUAUUUGGGCGGGCUCGGAAUCGCCGAAGCUUUUGCACAAGGCGCCGAUAUCGUCGUUUGUGGUCGAGUCUCAGAUGCAUCUCCCGUUAUUGGAUCUGCGUUUUGGUGGCACGGCUGGGACCGGGAGGACUACGAUCAACUUGCCAACUCCCUCGUGGCCGGACACCUGAUUGAAUGUUCCUCCUAUGUCACCGGCGGCAAUUUUACCGGAUUCAAAGAUCUGGAGCAUCGUGGCUGGCAUAACCUCGGUCUACCAAUUGCCGAAAUUGAUUCUUCUGGCCAGGUUAUUGUCACUAAAACCCGCGGAAGCAACGGCUUGGUCUCGAUCAAUACCUGCAAGUCGCAACUACUGUAUGAGAUUCAGGGUCCGCGCUACUAUAACUCUGAUGUCACGGCAUAUAUAGACGGAGUCAAGUUUGAGGAAACUGGGCCUGACCGGGUGCUUCUCUCCGGAAUCCAUGGUGGUCCACCCCCUGCCACCACUAAAGUCGGAAUCACAGCUAAGGAAGCGUAUCAUGCCGAGAUGAUCUUCUGGCUGGUGGGGCUCGAUAUUGAAGCUAAAGCGAGGAUGCUUAAGGCACAAAUCCGGGAGGAACUGGGUCACCGGGUGAAGAAUCUCAGCUCGCUUGAAUUCACUUUGAAUGGUGUGGCAGCAGAAGACCCUCAAGAUCAACCAUCUGCCACUGUAUGCUUCCGCGUCGUUGCUCAGGCAUCUGAAAAGGUUCAUCUCGAACCUGCCAACUUCUUGGAACCCAUCCUCGAGACCACCAUGGAGCUGUACCCGGGUGGAACAUUCCACAUGGACGUGCGGACUGCUCUCCCCAGGGAGACCCAUGAGUAUUUCGUGACCAAGCUCCCUCAAUCACUUAUCAAUCACCGUAUCCAUCUCCAUGAUGGACGGACAAUUGACAUUGCGCCGCCAUCAGCGGUAGAGAGAGAAAUUGCGGUCCCCUCAAAACCAUCCCCGCGUGUCGAUGUUGGCAGCUUUGGUGCAACUACACGAGGACCCUUGGGCUGGAUAGUUCAUUCUCGCUCCGGAGACAAAGGCUCCAAUGCAAAUGUCGGAUUCUAUGUUUGCCAUGAUGAUGAAUACGAGUGGCUUUGCGCGCUUCUAACCGUCGAAAAGAUCCAAAAACUUCUAGCAAAAGAAUACAACGGCGGAAGAAUCGAACGAUUUGAAUUGCCUAAUAUUGGAGCUGUGCACUUUCUGCUUUAUGACCAUCUUGACCGUGGAGUUAGCUGUACUAAGACGCUUGACUUCCUCGGGAAGAAUGUUGGUGAGUAUUUGAGAUCCAAGUUUGUUGAUAUUCCAGUCGCUUUCUUAGAGCGUGGGGAAAUCUGA